AGCCAGAGCCUUCCGCCGCCCGGGUGCAGACCCUCCGUCUCUCUGGUAAGGCGCCGCCUCCCGCAGCCUGGGGCGGGGCUGGGGCGGAGCCAGACUGGCCGCGCCAGGGAGGAGCGGGCGCGGGCAGAUCGCUUGCUGAAGAUUCUCUGUGCUUUUGCUGUCGCUGCAACUGCGGACGACCUCCUUAGGGCUAGACGUCCCAGCUAGGCGAGUCCGUUGGGAGCUCGGUGUGCUGAACAGAGCCCCGAGGUAGGAGUUCUCGGUGCGUGUGCCGCCACUUUUCUGUUCGGGAAGUCCGGUUCCGGGCUCUUCGGACCCUCCUGGCGUCCUCGCCUGAGUCGUGGAGGGCCGCAGCGGCGCCCGGGCAUGGCUUCGGCUGGCAGCGGCAUGGAAGAGGUACGCGUGUCGGUGCUGACCCCGCUCAAGCUGGUCGGGCUGGUGUGCAUCUUCUUGGCGCUGUGUCUGGAUCUGGGAGCUGUUCUGAGCCCGGCCUGGGUCACCGCGGACCACCAGUACUACCUGUCCCUGUGGGAGUCCUGCAGGAAGCCCGCCAACCUGGAUAGCUGGCAUUGCGAGUCCACGCUCGGCAGCGAUUGGCAGAUCGCUACUCUGGCUUUACUCCUGGGCGGCGCUGCCAUCAUACUCAUUGCAUUCCUGGUGGGUUUGAUUUCAAUCUGUGUGGGAUCUCGAAGGCGCUUCUACCGACCUGUUGCUGUCAUGCUUUUUGCAGCAGUUGUUUUGCAGGUCUGCAGCCUGGUCCUUUAUCCAAUCAAGUUUAUUGAAACUGUGAGCUUGAAAAUUUACCACGAGUUCAAUUGGGGUUAUGGCCUGGCCUGGGGGGCAACUAUAUUUUCAUUUGGGGGUGCCAUUCUUUAUUGCCUGAACCCUAAGAACUAUGAAGACUACUACUAAAGUCUGAAAAUACACACACACACACACACACGC
Messenger RNA from Rattus rattus (black rat), 945 nucleotides. It is a transcript of the gene Tmem47, whose product is annotated as transmembrane protein 47. Gene Ontology annotation, cellular component: cell-cell junction; membrane. The coding region runs from base 367 to 912 and encodes 181 amino acids. The transcript is spliced from 3 exons. Lineage: Eukaryota; Metazoa; Chordata; Mammalia; Rodentia; Muridae. Gene Ontology annotation, biological process: cell-cell adhesion. The record is from RefSeq and is a predicted model, not a curated record.